UUAUAAAGACGGAAUGUGUUCCGGUUGGCUCUCGGUGCAUGCCGCUGAUUGUACCCGCUGUCAAAAGUAGCUGCAGCCCAACUGGAUCAGAGCCAUGGGUAUUUUGGAGAAAAUCUCGGAAAUAGAGAGAGAAAUUUCUCGGACACAAAAAAACAAAGCCACCGAGUACCAUCUAGGUUUGCUGAAGGCCAAGUUAGCCAAAUACAGAGCUCAGCUUCUGGAGCCCUCCAAGUCAUCGGGGGCCAAAGGUGAGGGCUUCGAUGUGAUGAAGUCAGGAGAUGCUCGUGUUGCGCUCAUCGGGUUCCCCUCUGUUGGUAAGUCCACAUUUCUCAGCUUGAUGACAGCAACAGCCAGUGAAGCUGCAUCCUACGAGUUCACCACCCUCACCUGUAUACCCGGUGUCAUAGAGUACAAAGGAGCCAACAUCCAGUUGCUCGACCUGCCAGGAAUCAUUGAGGGUGCCUCCCAAGGAAAGGGUCGAGGUCGGCAGGUCAUCGCUGUUGCCAGGACAGCAGACGUCGUCAUCAUGAUGCUGGACGCCACCAAAGGAGACAUCCAGAGAGAACUUCUUGAGAAAGAGUUGGAGUCAGUGGGCAUUAGACUGAACAGGACGAAACCAAACAUUUAUUUCAAGCCUAAAAAAGGCGGUGGUCUCUCCUACAACUCCACAGUUCCUCUCACACACUGCUCAGAGAAGCUGGUUCAGCUCAUUCUUCAUGAGUACAAAAUCUUUAACGCAGAAGUCCUGUUCAGAGAGGACAGCACGCCAGACGAGUUCAUUGACGUCAUCGUGGGAAACAGAGUUUAUAUGCCUUGCUUAUAUGUGUACAAUAAAGUGGAUCAAAUCUCCAUCGAGGAGGUGGACCGCCUGGCACGCAGGCCUCACAGUGUUGUCAUCAGUUGUGGAAUGAAACUGAACCUGGAUUAUCUCCUGGAGAGGCUGUGGGAAUACUUGGCACUUAUUUGCCUUUAUACCAAGAAAAGAGGAGAGCGCCCAGAUUUUCAGGAUGCCAUCAUCAUGAGAAGAGGAGCGUCUGUAGAACACGUGUGCCACAGAGUCCACAGAACUUUAGUCAGUCAGUUCAAAUAUGCCCUGGUAUGGGGAACCAGCACCAAGUACAGUCCUCAGAGAGUGGGCCUAACGCAUGUGAUGGAGCAUGAAGACGUCAUUCAGAUAGUCAAGAAAUAAAAGCUUCUGACUCUUCAAUAGUUAUAAGAAAAUGAUUAACGUCCUUAUUUUGUACAAGACCUCUAACAGGAAAUGGAAGAAAGGGAACAUUAUUGAUCCAAUUCUGGACGGGAGAUGGUGUUUGUUGCCCUUCUGAUUAAAAUAUGAUGAUUUAGAAAGAAAUAAAUUCCUUAAAACAUUUUAAUAAAUGUAAG
Messenger RNA from Nematolebias whitei (Rio pearlfish), 1383 nucleotides. RefSeq names its product developmentally regulated GTP binding protein 2 (gene drg2). Gene Ontology annotation, biological process: cytoplasmic translation. The coding region runs from base 95 to 1189 and encodes 364 amino acids. The transcript has 14 exons. The record is from RefSeq and is a predicted model, not a curated record. Gene Ontology annotation, cellular component: cytoplasm. Gene Ontology annotation, molecular function: GTP binding; GTPase activity. NCBI's taxonomy places the organism in Eukaryota, Metazoa, Chordata, Actinopteri, Cyprinodontiformes, Rivulidae.